Molecule: messenger RNA, 2811 nt
Organism: Epinephelus lanceolatus (giant grouper)
Lineage: Eukaryota; Metazoa; Chordata; Actinopteri; Perciformes; Serranidae
Source: RefSeq, a predicted model, not a curated record
CUGUUGACUAUAGACUGUUAGUCCUUCCUGAAGUGAUUAACCUCUUUCCUGAGAUUAAGCAUCAGUCUUUGGGUCUAUUCCGGUGCUGGAGGAGGUUGAUGGCGAGGUUCCAGUUUGUGCCAGUCAAAUUGAGCUGGACAGCAUUUUUGGCUCUGGCCCACUUCACAUAUCUGCUGAUUGGGGCCACCAUCUUCCAGAUCCUGGAGCGAGAGGCUGAGAACAACAACCGAAACCACUUCCAACUGGAGAAAUUGAAUUUCUUGGCUAACUACACCUGUCUGGAUGGACCAGCCUUGGAGAAGUUUGUUGAGGUUAUUUUGGAUGCCUGGGAAAAGGGAGUGAACCCCUCGGGUAACUCAACAAACCCCAGCAACUGGGAUUUUAGUAGCUCCUUCUUUUUUGCAGGCACAGUAGUCACAACUAUAGGCUAUGGCAACCUCUCCCCCAGCACUGUAUCUGGUCAAGUGUUUUGUGUGUUUUACGCACUGUGUGGAAUCCCACUGAACCUGGCCUUCCUCAAACAACUGGGAAAAUGUCUCACCAUCCAUCUGGGGCGACUGGAGAGGGGAAUGGUCUCAGUUGUUCCACACAAGCAAACAGUUGAGGCUCUGGCAGUGAGUUUGUUCUUCAUCGCAGGCAGCGUGCUGUUUUUGGUCAUCCCCCCUCUGCUGUUCAGUUAUGUGGAAGGCUGGACGUUUGGCGAGGGCUUCUAUUUCGCCUUCAUUACUCUCAGCACCAUUGGUUUUGGAGACUAUGUGGUGGGGACUGACCCAGGCAAGGAUUACAUCUCUCUGUACCGUAGCCUUGCAGGCAUAUGGAUCAUCUUUGCCUUGGCUUGGCUUGCUCUCAUCCUCAACAUAGGAGCCAGAAUAAUGGAGCAUGCGAUUGGCCUGACUCAUCCAAGCUUUAAAAAACAAGAAGAGGAAGAGGACGUGUCAUCCAGUAAACUAGAGGACACAGUUGAGACGCUAAGCUUGCCUGGAUCCAAAAGUGCCACCAGGGGAACCGAGAUGGGAAUAAAGGAAGUGUUCAACUUGGCGAGGGUGCCCUCCAUCCUCAUGCUCGGUGUGGUUUACAUCACUUAUGUGCUGAUCGGCGGGGUGAUUUUCUGGAAGUUGGAGGGAGAUCUCGGAACGAAGGACAUCAGUCUUUUACUGUCGCACAAAAAGAGGGUGCUCGCGACGUACACCUGUCUGAACCAAGAAGGCCUGGAGGAGGUGGCUCAGGUUGUUCAAGAUGCGUCCAAGGUGGGCCUAAGUUUGAAAGGCAACUACACCACAGACGGCUUCUGGAAAUUCACCAGUUCAGCUGUGUUUGCUGCCACUGUGGUCACAACUAUAGGUUAUGGGAACAUGAGUCCGAGCUCUACUGCUGGCCAGAUCUUCUGUGUGUUCUUUGCACUAUUUGGUAUCCCGCUCAACAUGGUGGUGCUCAACAGGGUGGGCAAAUACAUGCUUGCUAUAGAGAGGAACAUCUCCGACUUCCUGGAGGGGAAGACCGGGCGAAGGAAGUGUACCCGCUUUUUUGUCCACCUGGUGUCAUACCUAUCUGGAGCAGUGCUCUUCUUUGUUGUGCCCAUGAUUGUGUUCCAGCAGCACGAGGGCUGGACUUUCUCCCAAGCCAUCUACUACUGUUUUAUUACUCUGAGCACCAUUGGCUUCGGAGACUUUGUGGCAGACAGUAAUCCAGACAAAACUUACCCAGAGUGGUACAGCAUCCUCAUGGCCUCAUGGAUCUUCUUUGGCCUGGCCUGGCUGGCCCUCCUCAUCAACCACUCUAUUGACAUCCUGGAGCGACUCAACACUCACUGCAAACAGCGGUGGGGUGGACAGAAGCCAGAGGAAGAGUCUGGCACCACAGAGGGCGACAACCCAGAAACACAGCUGGAGGAGGAAGACGAGAUCAAGAAGCCUCCAGUGAGUCAGUAAACUAAGGAAAAGGUGAAGAUUCCCGAGAGUUGACCUAAUUAUAGAAUUAUCUCUCUGUAGAUCAAGACGUGGGAAACAGGCAUAAUUUAUGGGUUAUGGCCAAGUCAUGGCAGGAUGUUUGUGUGUGUGUGUGUGUGUGUGUGUGUGUGUGUAACAAGACUGUAAAUGUUGAGAGUCUGAGAUGAUUAAAUAUGUGACUGUGCAUUGGUUUGUCAGUUUUAAUCCCUUUCUCUUUAUCUGCCGCUAAAAUAUUGACUCAUUUUUGUUGAGUUUGUUUGUUUGUUUGUUUGUUUGACGGCAUGCAACAUCCACAUGCUGUUUACUCUGUUAGCACUUUGUUUCCCAAUCUGUAAACACGUUACUCUUCACUCUCACAUGCUUGUUAGUCUACUUGGUUGAUAAAGAAUAUCCUCUCCCAGUGAGUGGCACACCUUUCUGACCACAAACCAAGUCAUUUACCAACUCAGUGGCAUUUUGAAAUUGUUUGUCUGAGCCUACCUGGUACUUCUGAAUGACUGUUGAUGCCCACAAUCAAAACCACAGUCAAUUGCAAAUACAUGUAAAUAAUGUGAUUUGUUUUGCAACAUAGAUGUACUUGAAUAAGUCUGUCUUGUUUACUGACUUGUUGACUUGUUGGAAAUGAACAUCCAAAAAUAAUAGAUUUAUCGUCAACAUAUUUUCAGGGGAAAUUGGUGGUAUUUAAGUAUCUAAAGAUUCUGUGUGCAACAUUCAGAGCAUUAAUAAAGCAGCAAACCACUAUUUGCUGUAAAGAUAUAGUGGUGUAAUGGUGUCCUGAGUAGAGAAUGAAGUCAACCGGGCCCCAGGAACAGUGCCAGGUUUUGAAGCCAAUCUGACAUGGUUGCCAAAAUGUACAAUUACAACU